This is a messenger RNA of Pogona vitticeps (central bearded dragon), 1708 nucleotides long. NCBI's taxonomy places the organism in Eukaryota, Metazoa, Chordata, Lepidosauria, Squamata, Agamidae. The record is from RefSeq and is a predicted model, not a curated record.
GCUGGCUUCCCUUUCCAUUCUCCCGGGAAAGGCAAGGCGGAGCGGGGCCGGUUGCACCGCCGCCACCGGGGAAGGACCCGCCGUCGUCUUCUUCCUCCUCCUCCUCCUCUUCCUCCUCUUCCUCGGCCCCCCCCUUGGGCUUUCUGGACUAGAUGGAGCGUGAUUUGGAGUCCGACCUGGACCGCACCCUGAGUCCGCUGCUGAGCCAGGAGACAUUUCAGGACCUGUGGGGUUCCUUGGAGGCGACAGACUCAACAGGUUUCCUGGACCCGGGCAACAUGCCAAGACCGAUGGGCUUCAGCGACCUGGGUUUUUGUCCUUUGUACGUGCAGGCGGAGAACAUCCCGGAGGUGGGCGGAGACCGUGCUGACCUCCCCCAGCCAGGUCACCCGGCCAGCGACCCUCUCCCGGAUCCAGCAGCCCCCGCGGCCGCUCCCGCCGUCCCCUGCACCGAGGACUACGUCGGCGAGCACGGGUUUGAGCUGGCUUUCGAGACGUCCGGCAUGGCGAAAUCCGUCACGUGCACAUACUCACCAGAUCUGAAUAAGCUGUUCUGCCAACUUGCUAAGACAUGCCCGGUCCAUAUUAAAGUGUCGGCCUCGCCGCCGGCCGACGCCGUCAUCCGCACCAUGGCCGUGUACAAGAAGUCUGAGCACAUUGCCGAUGUGGUGAAGCGCUGCCCGCACCACGAGCGAUCCCCCGACUUCAAGGAUGGUACAGCGCCUGCUGAACAUCUGAUCCGAGUGGAAGCCAAUCCGCAGGCUAAGUACAUCUCGGACACCGCGAGCAAGCGCCACAGCGUCACCGUUCCUUACGAGCAGCCUCAGCUGGGAACGGACAGCACCACCAUCUUGUACAACUUCAUGUGCAACAGCUCCUGCAUGGGAGGCAUGAACCGGCGCCCCAUCUUGACCAUCGUCACUUUGGAGACCCCUCUGGGUAUGAUUCUCGGACGCCGCUCCUUUGAAGUCCGGGUUUGCGCCUGCCCCGGACGGGACCGCCGGACCGAAGAGGAAAACCUGAAGAAAACAACAAAUUCCAGAAGGGAAUCCAAAAAGGCUGUUGCACAGAGCAGCAGUUCUGAAAGCACCAAGCGGUCCUCCGCAGAAACGUCUGGCAAUAACAACGAGAGCGGGCCGUACACCCUCCAGGUUCGCAACUUGAAGCACUACAAGAUUUUGGAGUACCUGCUCAAAGCCAUGGAGUCAUUUGACUCGAAGCAGCAGCAGCAACCGCCACAGCCGCAGGGAGAAUCGGAACAGCAGGGGGAGCCGGAGAGCCGGUCUAGUCUUCUGAAGGCCCGGAAACAAGACGGUGGUCAAAGUUCGUCCAGCGAAGGGCCGUCCAGGGUGAAGAAGCGAAAGGUGAAAGAGGAGACGCUGGAUUCCGACUAGCAACCCCUGUGCGCCUUCCCCUCCCCUCCUCCUUUGGCUAGUUGAGCCUUAUUCCUCCCUUCUCGACCCCGAUCCUUUCCCCUGUUCCACAGUAUGUCUUUUUAAAGCAGUAUUUACGGAAUAAACAUUCAGAAGAAGACGGCGACACUCAAUGGCUGCAGAACACAGGGAAGUUAAAUAUUUUGGAUGGCCGAACAGAAAAAAAGGCGAAAGGAAAAACUUCCAGGAGUUGCCGUCCAAACUACAGUGGUGCCUCGCUUAGCGAUUGCUUCGUUUAACGAUGUAUUCGCUUUGCGAUGGGUUUCUUUGAGGAA